Coniophora puteana RWD-64-598 SS2 is the source of this 2238-nucleotide messenger RNA. RefSeq names its product Metallo-dependent phosphatase. The transcript has 12 exons. NCBI's taxonomy places the organism in Eukaryota, Fungi, Basidiomycota, Agaricomycetes, Boletales, Coniophoraceae. Gene Ontology annotation, biological process: fungal-type cell wall organization; calcineurin-mediated signaling. Gene Ontology annotation, molecular function: calmodulin binding; calmodulin-dependent protein phosphatase activity. Bases 41 to 1897 code for a protein of 618 amino acids. The record is from RefSeq and is a predicted model, not a curated record. Gene Ontology annotation, cellular component: cytoplasm; calcineurin complex.
CUCACCUCUCGCCCUCCGCACCGACGCCCGCAUCCCUCUCAUGGCGGGGUCCAAUCAAGAUUACUUCCAGUCUUCCCAUCUCUAUGGACCACUCGCGUCAGAGACGAUCGCACCGGGCGCAUGGGAGCCCGUGCCGGUUGGUCUUGAGCAGCACGACAUCGACUACACGGAGAGAGCUGUUCCCCACGUCCCCAAGCCCGUCGCCUUCCGCCCCACGGACGAGGAGCUCUUCCUGCGCACACCCGAAGGCGUCUACCUCCCCAGCUGCGACUUCCUCAAGGACCACUUCUUCAACGAGGGCCGCCUCACGGAGGAGCAGGCGCUCUACAUCCUCGCGCAGGCGACGGACUUGCUCGCCAAGGAGCCCAACCUGGUGUACGUCGAGAGUCCAGUCACGAUCUGCGGCGAUAUCCAUGGCCAAUACUACGACCUCAUGAAGCUGUUUGACAUCGGCGGGUCGUUCAAGGAGUGCUCGUACCUCUUUCUCGGGGACUAUGUCGAUCGCGGGACUUUUGGCAUCGAGUGUCUGCUGUACCUGUAUGCGCUGAAGUUGCAGUACCCGGGGUAUAUCACGCUUCUCCGCGGGAACCACGAGUGCAGGCAUCUGACGGAGUACUUUACGUUCAAACGAGAAUGCCUGCACAAGUACUCGUCGGCCGUAUACGACGCGUGCAUCACCUCCUUCCAAGCGCUUCCCCUGGCUGCUCUCGUCGACAAACGCUUCUUCUGCGUGCACGGCGGUAUCUCGCCACACCUCCUCACCCUCCAGGACCUCCACACUUUAAAUCGAUUCGACGAGCCGGGCUCAAGCGGGCUACUGUGCGACCUGCUGUGGUCGGACCCGAUCGCGGACUUUGGAUAUGAGCACGAGCCAAGCGCGACGGGAAAGCCGACACAUUUCCAGCAUAACAAUGUGAGAGGGUGCUCGUACUUUUACACGUAUAGCGCGGCGUGCAAGUUCCUCGAGACGAACGGGCUGCUGGGCAUCAUACGGGGGCACGAGGCGCAGGAUGCGGGAUACACGAUGUAUCGCAAAACACCAACGAAAAAGUUCCCUUCUGUGAUCACCGUGUUCAGCGCGCCCAACUAUCUGGACGUGUAUCACAACCGGGGCGCGAUCAUCAAGUACGCGAACAAGAAUAUUACCAUCAGACAGUACAACUCGUCCGCGCACCCGUAUUGGCUGCCCAACUUUAUGGACGCGUUCACGUGGAGUCUACCGUUCGUUGGGGCCAAAAUCACGGAGAUGCUGCUCGCGAUUCUGAGCUCAUGUUCGCGGGAGGAGCUGGAGGACACAUCCGAAUCGGGGACGAUCGGGGAGGACAGCGACGAGGAGGGUGAGGCGGUUAUCAGCCAUGAAGAGGCGAUGAGGCGCCGCAAGGAGGAGAUCAAGAAGAAGAUAUUGGCUGUGGGGAAGAUGCAGAGGGUGUUUCAGCUGCUGCGAGAGGAGGCAGAGAACGUGUCGGAGCUGCAGGCGGAGGAAGAAGGGCUCGACGCGCUUCAGGGACCGCGGAUGCUCGGUGUGCAGGGGAACCAGAUGGGGGGCAGCAUACGGAAUUUCCAGGACGCACGGCGCGUGGACAUGCUCAACGAGCGCCUGCCCACAUACGAGCCCCCACUGGACAACGCAGACGGUGCGGACGGCGACUUCCCCGUCAUCCCCGCGCCGAGCAUGCGGCGGCGCCCGAGCGCCUCUGGUGUCCCCGGUGUCGGCGGGUCCGGGUCUGAUGCCGGGGCGGCGUCUGCACCGUCGAUGGAGGAGCUUAUCCGGCGCACGCUCAGCGAGGAGGGCGCGGGUGCGGAUGGGGGGUAUGUGGAGCGGAUUGCGGAGAGGAUUGCGAGGGGGAGGCAGGCGACAGGAAGGCCGAUGCCGCUGAAGCGGUUUGAGACGACGUAAAUGCAAUGCCGGGGGUGGGGGGCGUGCUUUGCGGGGUUUGGGGUGCGAACAGGAUGAAGGUGCCCGGCAUUGGUCGCUGUUGAGGUGUGUUAUACCUUAUAAGCUGUGAUUCGAGGCAUUAGGGAUACAUGGGUGGAAUUGUGGAUGAAUCCGAGGUCGAGCUGCUAUCUUUAGUACUGAUAGCAUAUACUGUCUAUUCCAUGUUGCUUUUCGCUGCUUUGAUCUAUAGCAUUUUUGUGCGUUAUACCACGCUCUUACUGUAAAGAAUCGUGGAAGAUACGAUUAGUACAAAGUCCUAGUCAGUAUCAUUUGUUUGAUGACUAGUACAAUAUUGCAAGUCG